AUUGGGUUUCAGCCGUGAAAUAGUGUGUGGUCAGAAUGACACUGACAGCGGCUCAGCUAUGUUAGGCAGCUGUUCGCUGGCAUCCCGAGAGGCCCUCGCAUGUCAGAAACAUAUGACAAAGACUCCCAACUUCCAGCAGCGCCCCGCGCCCAGCCUUCCCCGUCCACCACGGCUGGUCGAAGCUCCCCUGGACCAUGGCCGAAGAACAAUCUUAUUAUGAAGAGAAGAUCUCAAAGGAUAUCCUGACCAAAGAAAUCGAUUUAGUCGACAGAGACCCCAAGAGGAUCAACCAGGACGUGGUGAAGGUAGAUUUCGAAGAUGUCAUCGCGGAGCCGUACGGCGUUCAAAGCUUCGAUGGCGUCUGGAAGGCCAGCUACACCAGCUUCACCGUCACCAAGUACUGGUGCUACCGGCUGCUCUCCACCCUGAUCGGCGUCCCCCUGUCCGUCGUCUGGGGGGUCCUCUUCGCCCUCGUCUCCUUCUGCCACAUCUGGGCGGUGGUGCCCUGCGUCAAGAGCUACCUGAUCGAGAUCCAGUGCGUGGGCAGGACGUUCUCCCUCUGCGUCCGCACCUUCUGCGACCCGUUCUUUGAGGCCGUGGGAAAGGUCUUCAGCGCCGUCAAAGUCACGCUGCAAAAGCAGGUGUGA
This is a messenger RNA of Nanorana parkeri, 647 nucleotides long. RefSeq names its product caveolin 3 (gene CAV3). The coding region runs from base 195 to 647 and encodes 150 amino acids. Gene Ontology annotation, biological process: regulation of membrane depolarization during cardiac muscle cell action potential; caveola assembly. The transcript has 2 exons. Gene Ontology annotation, cellular component: caveola. The record is from RefSeq and is a predicted model, not a curated record. Lineage: Eukaryota; Metazoa; Chordata; Amphibia; Anura; Dicroglossidae. Gene Ontology annotation, molecular function: connexin binding; molecular adaptor activity; transmembrane transporter binding.